CUACAUUUGUCAAAAAUUGAAUCUGUCAAGAGUGUCAAUUUCAUUCGUAUUAUAUUGGAUUCGAUUAUGAUCAGAAAAAUGUGUUAAUAAUUUUGUUAUGAAAUUUAGAACCGAGCGGUUAAACAUACAAAAUGUUUAGGAGCCGUAUUUUAUCCCGAGUCCUAUGGCAACAGCGUUUUCAUAUUAAAGACUAUGCAAAACCAAGUCCUAUCAUUAGUGUAGUCACCGGGAUUCCUUCAGUGAGGCAACAGAAUACUGUAGCAGUAGAAGAUAGCUAUGUAAAGAAAUUUAUGAAGGCUGUUGGUUGGAUGGACCAGUCUAGGACACGUUUAAAACUCACAGGUUAUUUCCUCUAUGAAAGUGUGCCAGACAAAGUCGCAUAUAUGGAAUGGUUUGAAAAUCUGAAUCUGCCCGACACGUUCGCAACAUGGUUCACGAUAACAGAGUUACAUGUGUGGCUUCUGCUGGUCCGUUACAUGGCGGAGGACAUUGUGCCCAGCUCAGAACAGAAGAAGAAGUAUAUUAAAGGGGAUGGAUCCUUUGUGAGGAACUGCAUAAUCGAGGCACUGUGGGCUGAUGUUGGGAACAGGAUUAAGUUGUUGGAGGGAGCAAACCCAGCCAUAGCCAGGAAGCAAGUUUCAGAGCUGUCUGAGCAGUUCCAAGCUGCCCUUGUGGGCUACGAUGAAGGCCUCUCCGACGACCGUCUGUUAGCUGCCGCUGUGUGGAGGAGGUUCUACUCCAUGUCUGAGGACACGCAAGUUGAACAUGUCGAAAAAAUUGUCCAUUUCAUUAGACAUCAGUUAAAAGUACUUGACAAAAUACCAAGUGAAGACCUGAAGUGGAAACCGGAAAUUACUUGGCUAAGUAUAUUAAAACACUAAUCCUAAGUUAUUAAUUUGUUUAUAGUUGUAAUAUAUGUAGGUAUGUAAAAAUAAAAAGAGAUGAUUGUUA
This is a messenger RNA of Leguminivora glycinivorella, 951 nucleotides long. RefSeq names its product ubiquinol-cytochrome-c reductase complex assembly factor 1 (gene Uqcc1). NCBI's taxonomy places the organism in Eukaryota, Metazoa, Arthropoda, Insecta, Lepidoptera, Tortricidae. Gene Ontology annotation, biological process: mitochondrial respiratory chain complex III assembly. Gene Ontology annotation, cellular component: mitochondrion. The record is from RefSeq and is a predicted model, not a curated record. The transcript has 5 exons. Bases 132 to 881 code for a protein of 249 amino acids.